Molecule: messenger RNA, 3773 nt
Organism: Xylaria bambusicola
Lineage: Eukaryota; Fungi; Ascomycota; Sordariomycetes; Xylariales; Xylariaceae
Product: pseudouridine synthase
Exons: 4
Coding region: 305-3094 (929 amino acids)
Biological process (GO): pseudouridine synthesis
Cellular component (GO): nucleus
Molecular function (GO): pseudouridine synthase activity; RNA binding
Source: RefSeq, a predicted model, not a curated record
CAAACCGUCACCCCACUAAGAGAGUGUAACUCGCAGCUGCCCGUUAGUUUAGUUGAGCAACAUCCAGGUUCCUGCAGCCAAUACGUCUCUAGACUGUACAUGUCCCUCGUUACUGCCUUUUCAAUGACUAGGUGACUCAGCCAGCUAAGGUCACAGUUCCAUUCCCCGUCAAUCAUUCUCAACUUGCUUGAUGUGACAUUUGUCAUAUGCAACCGCAACAGCCUGCUCGCCGCUCAUCAAUAUUCGGCUCUAAUUGUUGUUGACGAGAGAGAAUUCUCAGUUGAACUCACAUUCUGGGUCGAAGAUGGCAACGCACACAGCUAUGGCGCAAGGCAGUGAUGCCGUGAUGAGAAACUCCCUCGAGCAGCGCCUUGGAAUCAUUCACUUUGUUUCUACUAAGGAACACGGCUGGUCCGGCCACCUUCGUACCAGAUAUACCGACUUCCAAGUCAACGAGAUCACCAAAGGUGGCGAGGUUGUUCACUUAAGUGAUUUUCAUAGCAAUUCUCGAGAGCUAGCGCGAGCUGCAAGUCAAAAUGCUGCUACGCCAACUAGCACCCAACAAUCUCAACAGCCCGAUGCGCCAAAAAGGGCACAAAAGGGAAACGGUACCGUCAAGGGUGAGCAGCGUAUCGCUGAAGAGAAAACAGGUACUCCGACCGACGAGAUCCCUAAAGAUGGCAUUCCUGAGUCAGAUAAAGCUACCUUGGUAGACCUCAUCGGCCAGGCUACUGCAGAUGAGCUGAUUGGAUUUUAUGAAAAGAUCUUGCAAAGUUCAAAGACAACUUCCAAGGGCCCUGGGGACGUCAAUAUUCCUUCCAUUAGAGAUAAAUCUCAACGAUCUCGUGUUCAUGGAGAAAUUCGCCGCAUAUUUGGUGGUAAAAUCGAAACUACCACUGGCCCUGAUGACUCUAUCAAAGCCACGGCCGUCCGUGGAGGCAAUAGGCAACGAGGAAAUCGAUCAGCAAACAAUACUAGGAACGGCCGCCAGAACCUUACUCAGGAGAACGCUGGUCCCUAUCUCCAUUUCUCCCUUUACAAGGAGAAUAAAGAUACCAUGGAUGCACUGAACCACAUGGCCAAGACCCUCAGACUUCAUCCAAAGGCGUUUGGAGCUGCGGGGACUAAGGAUCGCCGAGCUGUUACCGUCCAGCGUGUGAGCAUCAAAAACCGUAGUCCUAACUCGCUUAUUGCCGUCAAUGAGCGAAUCAACAAUGUCAAGAUAGGCGACUUCAAGUACGAGCAAGAUCCUAUCCGACUCAAUGAUCAUGAUGGAAAUGAGUUCGUUAUUGUCCUGAAGAACUGCGUAUUCAGCGGUACUGAGGCCCUCAGCUUCGAACAAAAGCUUAAGGUGGCAAAUUCGACUAUUGACUCAGCUCUAACACAACUUAUCCAGCGUGGGUUCAUCAACUACUAUGGAACUCAAAGGUUCGGUACACAUCAAAUUGGCACUCAGGAAGUCGGCAUGAAAAUCCUGAAGGGGGAUUUUUCUGGUGCGGUCCAAGCUCUUCUAUCGUACGAUCCGCUCUUACUUGGUAGCCCCCAAGACCAAGAAAGCGGCAAAGGUGGCUAUCACAAGGAGGAUAUCAGUCGUGCUCGAGCUUGCUCGGCCUUUUUAGAAACAAAAGAUGCCGGAGCCGCGCUCGAUCACCUCCCACCGCGAUGUCACGUCGAGAAGACUAUAAUUCAACAUCUCGGCAAAAGUCCAACCGACUACGUUAGCGCACUAAUGUCAAUCAAUCGCUCUAUGCGUACUAUGUACGGCCACGCAUAUCAGUCUCUUGUUUGGAAUUUUGUUGCUAGCAAACGAUGGGAACGAUACGGGUCCGAAGUGAUCAAUGGCGACCUUGUCCUGGUCAAAUCCAAGUCGGCUACUAUACGUACAGAUGACGAAGAUAGAGAUAGAGAAGACUCGGUAGUAUGGGGAGAUGACAUCACUACAAGCCGAAAUUCCGGUCUGGUACCUCAUGCCAUCACCGAGGAUGAUCUUCAAGACAGGAAAUACUCGAUAUACGACGUUGUCUUACCUUCUCCAGGCUGGGAUGUCACUUAUCCACCCAAUGAAAUUGGAGACUACUAUUUUGAAUUCAUGGGCAAGCCUGAGAAUGGCGGCUUAGAUCCUUAUGACAUGCGUCGACCGCAGCGAGACUUCAGUCUUCCGGGCUCCUAUCGAAAGUUAAUGGGCAAACUGAAGAGAGUCCCCACAGCAUCGGUACAGGCAUACUCCAAUGAUCUAGAACAGCUUGUGCCAACGGAUCUAGAUAUAAUUUUAUCCCGUAAAGCGGAUGAAGCGAAAGAACGCGAAUCCCGUCAACAAGGCGCUGCCACGGAAUGGCAUGCAUUCACACAGAAUGUUCAUCAAAACGAGCUAGAGGAGUCUAAAGCGAGAGUCACCCACCGCCAAACUGAGGAUCCUAUGCCAUCUGCGCGAAUUAAUGAUACUUGGGUUCAAACAUCAGUAGAUGGUAGCAACAAGCGCAUUAAGAUUGCGAGACACGCCGAUAUUUGUAAUGACGAUGAUCCGAUGCAAGUUGAUGAUGAUACAGCAGGUGAUAACCCGGCGAAGUUCGAAGCGAAUACAACUGUGGUUGAUCGUCAAGAUGCAGUGGAUGGAGGAGUACAAGACCAGCAACCGGCCUCCAAAGGUCUUGCUUCCUCAAUCAUUGCAGCAGUAACAGCACAGCCUACCACCGAUGGAGGCCAGCCACAGCCAGCUGAAAUACCGCCAGAACCACGCUCAACUGAUGGCGCGGUCACAGCCUCAGGACCAAUUGUACAAACAAUUCCCACGCCCAGCUCCUCCGGCCCCGAAAUCGACACUGGUUCAAGUCAAGCUAUUGCGGCACCCCUGCCGUCAAGUACCAUUGAAGACUUGCAACCAGAACUUAUUUCAGAAGAUUCUACUUCAACUGCAGCAGUAGAGAAGGUUGAAGCCACAAAUACCGGCACAGUUGUUCCUGCUGACCCUAUCAACCCCAACAAGAUUGCAGUCAUCUUGCGCUUUGCUCUCGACACGAGUCAAUAUGCGACAAUUGUAAUACGAGAAUUGCAAGGAGCAGUCGUGACUAGCAAGGGCUUUGCCCAAAAGUUGUGAAUUGGCCUGACUCAAUAGUACAAACCUUGCCAGUUUUAUUUAAGUGAAAUAUACAGCUUGCUGAUAGCCGAUCGCUUGCUUGUAUAGCCAGACUAUUUCCAAAUUGUCUCGCUUCCUCAAAGCUUUCUUUACGCAAGCAGUACAGAACGGACAGAUAACGAUCUCAGGGCGAGAAUAUCCCGUCAAAAUAACGAUGAUGCGCAAUCGAGGCAUUGAGAGAUUAGCUCGACCCUUGAGAAACAGCCUUUUUCCGGCCAUAAAAAUGGGGUUACAUAAAGUUGUUCCAAUACCAACCAGCCGUUCUUGUCGUCUUUUAUUACCCCAUAAUUUCCCGUCUGCUAGGAGAAGAAGCUAAAACGGACCCGAUGUACAAGCCGCUGGGAUUGAUCAAAUUUGCAACAAGCGUAAGUAUAAGUAAAAAAACCAGGUAGAUAGAUGAGAUACCCAAUUGCUACAACAAGAGCUUGAGGCACAACUAACCUCACAUGUCUGACAUCAGGCAUUAAUGCACGAAUGGACAUCGAAAUCAGCAAGGUGAGCCGUUUCAGAGCAGCUCAUGGCUUGACUAGUGUUCUCCCAAAAAUUGAAGGCUACCGUCCGUUGCAUGAGCAUAGCCAAAUACUUGUAGAAUUAACGUAUGAUACGCAAGACUUCUACAUAUGCAAACUCAAUCUCCCGA